GUCUGCAACUUAUCUUCAAUGGGGAAGGAAGAGAGGAUGACGCAAAUUGAUCUGUCUCUGAACUUGGGAAGCCAAAAUGGAAAAGAAUUAGUUGAAGAAGAAGCAGAACAAGUGGUAGAAGAACUGGAAGUAGAUGAUCAGGAAGGUCAAGAGAACCCGGCAUGUGGAAGUGAAGAAAGAAAAGAAAGAAGAGAAGAAGAGAAGGAUGCAUCAGCAGGCAAAUUCUUGCAAGAAAAUCUAAGGACAGAAGAGCUAUCUGUGCUACAGAUGGAGAUGGACCGCAUGAAAGAGGAAAACAAAUUGUUGAGGAAGGUAGUUGAAGAGACCAUGAAAGAUUACCGAAGUCUUCAGAUGAAACUUGCAGUCGUCCAGCAAAAUGAUACAAGAAAAGAUCCUCAGAUCUUUCUCUCGCUCCAUGGAGAUGCCAACACAAUUCAAGGAACUAGAGACGUCUCUGAAGUCGUACAUGAUAAAAAUCCGGCUCCUUUAUUACCAUCAGAAGCAAAAAACGGUGAAGAUGAAGAUGAGGAAUUGGAAUUAUCCUUGAGUAUGCAAACUCAUGCGCACCAACAUGGACGAGAUGACAACACCAAAGAAGAAAAUAGAGGUUUGGAACCAGAACAAAAUAAUCUUGUAAAGAAAGAAUCGGAUGGAAUUACAAACAGUUCUCCAGAACCACCCAGUAAGAAAGCUAGAAUUACAGUCAGAGCAAGAUGCCCAGCACCCACUAUAUAUGAUGGUUGCCAAUGGAGGAAAUACGGACAGAAGAUUGCAAAAAGAAACCCUUGUCCGAGGGCCUAUUAUCGUUGCAUGGUAGCUCCAGGAUGCCCAGUGAAGAAACAGGUACAAAGAUGCCUAGAAGACAUGUCCAUACUCAUAACGACCUAUGAAGGGACUCACAACCAUCCUUUGCCCACUGGCGCAUGCACGAUGGCAUCGAUGGCAUCUGCAGCGGCCACCUUUGUGUGGCCUUCUGCAGUAAACUCAGGCAGCAUCAUCAACGAUGGACGAACUCCAAUUCCUUACUGUAAUCCUCAUUCGAUAAGCCCUUCUCUUCAUUCAUCAACAACCAUCAAGAAUAUCAUAGACCCCAGAAACCAGUCUAAUCAGAUUGUUGUCGACCUCACCAACAACCCACAGCAACAAUUCCGCCUUCCUAGCUCUUCCCAUUCAAGACCAGAAUUGGCUUACCCUUGGAUUCCUACAAACCCAAGCUGUAAGACUACUGCUGGUGCAAUCGUUAAUGGUGGUCAUGAUUUCUCAGCCCAUCAAUCCCCUAGCUUUCAAGGAAUGGAUAAGAGGGACUGGAAGGUUGAAGAAAAGUCAUUAUCUGACAAUGUCAGCGCUAUUGCUUCAGAUCCCAAGUUCAGAGCAGCUGUUGCCGCUGCCAUAACAUCAUUCAUCAGUACUAGAGAUAGCCCAACAGUUCAGUCUAAAGGGUCUUCUUUGAUUCUUAGGGAUGGGGAGGGUGGUGGCAAUUCUAGCAGCAAUAAAUGGUUGUUGGAGUCUCUCCCCUCUUGUGGUAAGCCUUACUGGCAUUUCUAGUCAUGAAGGAAAGUCUGGUUAUAUUUUAUGUAAGCUGA
Nelumbo nucifera (sacred lotus) is the source of this 1583-nucleotide messenger RNA. RefSeq names its product WRKY transcription factor 72A-like. Gene Ontology annotation, biological process: regulation of DNA-templated transcription. Gene Ontology annotation, molecular function: sequence-specific DNA binding; DNA-binding transcription factor activity. NCBI's taxonomy places the organism in Eukaryota, Viridiplantae, Streptophyta, Magnoliopsida, Proteales, Nelumbonaceae. The record is from RefSeq and is a predicted model, not a curated record.